Messenger RNA from Pieris macdunnoughi, 732 nucleotides. The record is from the annotation of a GenBank genome assembly. NCBI's taxonomy places the organism in Eukaryota, Metazoa, Arthropoda, Insecta, Lepidoptera, Pieridae.
AUGAAGAUCAAAGUAGACCUCUUUCACACUCCUUUUCUCAUUAUUUAUGUUACCGAAGAAUGUGUUAGUUUCUCUGAAGAAAUUAAUUAUUUAAGGUUAUUAAGUUCCUUUGGCGAUUUAAGGAUUGCAAAAAAAAUCAAUACAGAAGACAGAAAAGGACGUCGUAAAAGUUUGAAGUUUAUCUUAAGUGCUUUAUACCUACAACCCUUUAUGAAAAUAUGUGCAAAUUCUACACUUUUUAGGAGAAAUAUCAAUAUUUUAUACGAACUUAGUGGUAACAAGAGUGAGACAAGUUUUUUAAAAUUAAUAUUAGAACCACCUGAUAAAGAAAUUCUAGACUAUGCUUGGAAUGAAAGAGUUUCGUAUUUAGUAUGGAGUAAAAUUGAAAUAGAAAAUGCAUUUGCAUGGCUAUCUACUUUAGGAGGAGCAUAUUCUGCAUUAGGUGACUACUUUGAGCACUGUGCUGAAGAAGCAGGCAGAAUUUCUGUUAGACAAUAUAGACUAUCACAAAUGCUUGGAGAUGAAAGCCUUGCUGCUCGAAGUAAACUAUAUUCAGCGCUGGCAUUUGCACAAACGGGCAACUUGAAGUUAUCAAGACAAAUUGUUAGAAAAGUUGCAGAAUUUGCUAGAUCUACUAACGAUAAGCGUCUCAAUAGGAUGUGCCAGGGUGUUUGGGCUAAAUUGAAGUAUCUACGGCAAUUAAGUCAGGGUAAUGUAAGGGCAAAGGUGUAA